AUGGCCAAGCCGAGAGCGGUGGUGACCACCGCCUGCGCCUCCGCCGCGCCGUCCACGUCCUACGCGUCGGCGUUCCUGCCACCGCCCCCGUCGCCGUCCGACGGCGACCUGCUCCGCUCGCUGCACCGCCUGGCGCGCGACCUCUCGGCCGCCGACGCGCCCGCGCCCUUCUUGCGCGCCGCGUUCGCGUCCGUCUCCCGGCGCGCCAGGCUCCUCGCCGCCGCCUUCGACGACCUGCUGCUGUGCGCGGCGGGCGAAGGCGACCUGCCGCGCUCGGCCUCGCUGUGCCUGCGGGAGGUGCUCCUCGUGCUGCAGCGCUUCAAGGCCGUGGUGGCCGACUGCGCCACGCGGAGCCGCACGCUACUGCUGCUGCAGUCCGACGAGAUGGACGCCGAGCUGCGCGACCUGCACCACGACCUCGCCACGCUGCUCGACCUCCUGCCCGUCGUCGAGCUGGGACUCGCCGACGACGUCAUGGACCUCCUCGCCCUCGCCUCGCGCCAGUGCCGCCGCUGCGCGUCGGCCGCCGAGCCGGAGCCGGCCAGCUGCAGCGACGAGAUCGAGAGCCUCGAGCGGGAGAUUGGCAACCGAGCGUCCGAGAGAUGGACCGCCGCCAUGAUCGCCCUCGUGGGCCUGCUCCGGUACGCCAAGUGCGUCCUGUUCAGUGCCACGCCCCGGCCUUCAGAUUCCAAGGCGGACGUCGAUGUCGAAGACGACGGGGAGUCCCCGGCGCCCCCACCGGACCUCCGGUGCCCCAUCUCCCUCGAUCUAAUGCGCGACCCAGUCGUCGCCGCUAGCGGUCAGACCUACGACCGCGAGUCGAUCGACCGGUGGUUCAGCUCCGGCAAGUCAACGUGCCCCAAGACGGGGCAAGUCUUGGCCAAUCUGGAGCUGGUGCCCAACAAGUCUCUCAAGAACCUCAUCUCCAAGUGGUGCCGGGAGAACGGCGUGGCCAUGGAAGUCUGCGAGGCCAGCAAGAGCGAGCAGGCCCAGGCGGUGGCCGCCAAUAAGGCGGCGCUCGAGGUGGCGCGCAUGACGGCGUCGUAUCUGGUGAAGAAGCUCUCCGUCUCAUUCUCCCCUGACGCGGCCAACCGCGUGGUGCACGAGAUCCGGCUGCUCUCCAAGUCCGGCUCAGACAACCGCGCGUUCGUCGGAGAGGCCGGAGCCGUGCCGAUGCUGGUGCCCCUGCUCUACUCCGAGGACGCCGGGCUCCAGCUCAACGCCGUGACCGCGCUGCUCAACCUAUCCAUCCUCGAGGCCAACAAGAAGCGCAUCAUGCACGCCGACGGUGCCGUCGAGGCAGUGACCCACAUCAUGAGCUCCGGCACGACGUGGCGCGCCAAGGAGAACGCCGCGGCGGCCGUGCUCAGCCUGGCGUCCGUCCAUACGUAUCGCCGCAGGCUCGGCCGGAACUCGUCCGUCGUCGAAAAGCUAAUCCACCUCGUGCGCACCGGCCCGACGAGCACAAAGAAGGACGCGCUGGCCGCGCUGCUGUCGCUAGCAGGCGAGAGGGAGAACGUCGGGAAGCUGGUGGAAGCCGGCGUGGCCGAGGCGGCGCUGUCCGCCAUCAGCGACGAGGAGACAGCCGCGGCGGUGCUGGCGGCAUUGGCCAAACGAGGGGGCGCGGAGGCUAUUGUCAACAUCGACGGCGCCGUGGCGCGUCUCGUGGCCGAGAUGAGGCGCGGCACGGAGUGGGCCCGGGAGUCCGCGACUGCGGCGCUGGUGCUGCUGUGCCGGCGGCUGGGCGCGCGGGCCGUGACGCAGGUGAUGGGCGUGGCCGGCGUGGAGUGGGCGAUCUGGGAGCUGAUGGGCACCGGCACGGACCGCGCCAGGCGGAAGGCCGCGUCGCUGGGCAGGAUAUGCCGGCGGUGGGCGGCCGCCUCCGCCGCCGACGGGGAGCGGGGCGCCGAGUGCCCCGCGUCCAGCGUGGUGCCGCCGGCCAUGAUGGCCUCCUAG
Molecule: messenger RNA, 1956 nt
Organism: Triticum turgidum subsp. durum (durum wheat)
Lineage: Eukaryota; Viridiplantae; Streptophyta; Magnoliopsida; Poales; Poaceae
Source: the annotation of a GenBank genome assembly